Myotis davidii is the source of this 3558-nucleotide messenger RNA. It is a transcript of the gene KANK2, whose product is annotated as KN motif and ankyrin repeat domains 2. Gene Ontology annotation, molecular function: protein binding. The transcript is spliced from 10 exons. Gene Ontology annotation, cellular component: cytoplasm. Lineage: Eukaryota; Metazoa; Chordata; Mammalia; Chiroptera; Vespertilionidae. Gene Ontology annotation, biological process: negative regulation of G1/S transition of mitotic cell cycle; negative regulation of intracellular estrogen receptor signaling pathway; negative regulation of vitamin D receptor signaling pathway. The record is from RefSeq and is a predicted model, not a curated record. The annotation marks the transcript as partial.
CCCCAGGCCUGGCCACCGCCAGACAGCCCCGUUCGCGUGGACACCAUCCGAGUGGUAGAGGGACCUCGGGAGGUGGAGGUGGCCGCCAGCACGGCCGCUGGGGCCCCUGCACAGCGGGCCCAGAGCCUGGAGCCCUAUGGGGCAGGGCUGCGGGCCCUGGUGGCAUCCGGAGGAACCGAGAGCCACCCUGUCUUCCGAAGCCAUGAAGUGGUGGAGGCAGUGUUCUCCUCGCCCGCUGCCUCCACUGGCAACGUCCACUUGGUGAAGAAGAUCAGCAUCACAGAGCAAAGCUGCAACGGGGCCGCAGGUCUUCCUCAGGCUUCUGCAGAGCCAUCCUCGUCGCCCACAGGGUCCGCCGCAGCCUCCUUGGCACAGCCCAAGGACACAGGCCGGGUGCCCACGUGCAACACCAGCACCAGGGAGCCCCCCAGGCAAGCAGCCCCACGUGAAUCAGAGGAGGCCGGAGGUGCAGGUGGGCCCCAGGCAGGCAUACGGUCCAUCAUGAAGCGGAAAGAGGAGCCUGCAGACCCCGCGACCCACCAGAGGAGCCUCCAGUUUGUGGGGGUCAAUGGCGGGUGUGAGUCCUCCUCUGAGGACUCCAGCACAGCAGAGAACUUCUCGGACAAUGAGAGCACAGAGAACGAGACCCCGGAGCCUGAGGCGAGGGUGCCUCGUGUGGCUGAGGCUGCCCCGCUCCGGCCCACAGGGACAGCCGUGGCCAAGAUCAACCAGGAGGAGUGCCAGCCAACUCGGGAGUCUCAGCGAGUGCCCACAGCCGAGGGGGCCUCGGGAUCAAAUGUGGAGGAGAUCCGGAUGGAGCUAAGCCCCGACCUCAUCUCAGCCUGCCUGGCCCUGGAAAAGUACCUGGACAACCCUAACGCCCUCUCUGAGCGGGAGCUGAAAGUGGCCUACACCACGGUGCUGCAGGAGUGGCUGCGCCUGGCCUGCCGCAGCGACGCCCACCCGGAGCUCGUGCGGCGCCACCUGGUCACGUUCCGGGCCAUGUCGUCGCGGCUGCUGGACUACGUGGUCAACAUUGCCGACAGCAACGGCAACACCGCGCUGCACUACUCCGUGUCCCACGCCAACUUUCCGGUUGUGCGGCAGCUGCUGGACAGCGGGGUCUGCCAGGUGGACAAGCAGAACCGGGCUGGCUACAGCCCCAUCAUGCUCACUGCCCUGGCCGCCCUCAAGACCCAGGAUGACAUCGAGACACUCCUGCAGCUCUUCCGGCUCGGAGACGUCAACGCCAAAGCCAGCCAGGCCGGGCAGACGGCCCUGAUGCUGGCAGUCAGCCACGGGCGCGCGGACGUGGUGAAAGCUCUGCUGGCCUGCAAGGCGGACGUCAACGUGCAGGACGAUGACGGCUCCACGGCCCUCAUGUGCGCCUGCGAGCACGGCCACAAGGAGAUCACAGGACUGCUGCUGGCUGUGCCCAGCUGUGACAUCGCGCUCACUGACCGCGACGGGAGCACGGCCUUGAUGGUGGCCCUGGACGCAGGGCAGAGUGAAAUCGCGUCCAUGCUGUACUCCCGCAUGAACAUCAAGUGCUCGUUUGCCCCGAUGUCGGAUGACGAAAGUCCUGCAUCGUCCUCCGCGGAGGAGUAGCCACGAGGGGGACCAGAGGCGCCUCCCGCUGAGGCCCAUCAGCCCCAGAGCGAACUGUCCCUCCUCCCUUGUUCCUCGUCCCGGUCUCCUCCCUGGCCAACCCCAUCAUACCCACCAAGGCCUCCGUCUCAAAGGCAAGUGGGUUUCUCCUGCUUCCCAGCAGUGACAAGACUCCAGCUUAACUGGGUUUUUCCCGUUCCCAGUUCAAAGCAGCCACAGUGCAGACCGGAGCUACAUUCUCGUAGGAAUCGGCGCCAGUGGCUGAUGCUGGCGUGGGUUUGUGGCGAACACAGAACAAUCGCCUGGCAGUGAUGGAUGGAGGCGGGUGAGGGGGAAACGUAUUGUAUUUUGGAAUCACCAUCGGGGAAGGGGGGAAUCGUAUUACUUGUUGCCAAAUCUGAAAGUCACUGGAAAUGCAUAUUUUCAUUUUAAUCUUGAGUGUUAUUACUCACGGGUGGCGUCUGGAGUGGCUUGACUCCCCCUGGCCCCCCACAUUUAAUUGUCUGGUAUGUAAUAGUGUUUUGUCCACUCCCCCCGAGACAGCUUUCUUGGGGGAAUUUUGGUCUCUUCACAAAACGGAUUCUGUCCCUGCCACCUGGAGUAGGAAGUUUAGCUUUCUUCUGCUUUCUGCCAGCAUCCACCCCGUUCAGGUCGAGGGGAGCCCCAGGACACAGCAGCCCUGAGCAGUUCAUGUCAAGAAAUUACCCCGACCUCCGGCCCCUCCCCACGUGGAGCCCCAGCAAAUAUUAAUUUUCCUAGAAAAUCCGUCAGACCUGGAGACACAGGAAAUGAGUCCUGUUCCCAGAGCGGCUGCUGAGUCCCUGGGCUUCGAACCCAGGUUAUGGCCGUCCAGAUCCUCCUCAGCCUCCAGAAUUUCUCUCUUCAAAGGAAAGAAAACAGGCCAUGUGUGUGUUGGCAGCGCCUGGGGCCGGCUCCAGGAACCCCAUGUGUGCACAAUUAAAAAUUGGCUGCCCCCAGAGGGCUCCCAGCGCAAACUUAAAGAGGCAGGGCCUUGCCGAAAGCCAAACAAGGGCCAGCUGGGGUUUUGUGUUUUUUUUUAACCUACAGGCUUUCCGGAGCCGCCUGGAGCAGAGCCUGCUGGACGUGGGGCUCGCCAGACUCUCACAGUUUCCUUAAUGGCCUGUUUUGUUCCCAGGAUCUCAACAGCGUUUUCUUUCCUUUUCCUUCCUUCUGUGAACCAAAAAAAGAAAAGGGAUAGGCCCGAGCCUCCGAAAGUGCCCCUGUGGCCGGGGAGCAAGACCCCUGGCUAAUAGGUGUCCUGCCUUCCGGCCAGUUGGCGGCCCCACUGCCAGGGUCGGAGCCAGGCCACGGAGGAUGGAGCGGGCCCUGAGUGCCCACGUGGCCAUUCAAUAAAGCGGAACGCUGGCUUCUCUCCUACAGAAGUGGGUCUCUUGGCUUGAUGGAGUCUGGCUUGCUUUGAUUUUGAAGGGAUCAAAAUCUUUUUUAUUUUGUACCUGAGACAAAAGAGCUUGCUUGCAUGGCCAAAGGAGGGAGGCACCCCAGAGAGAGGGGGAGAGAGAGAGGGAGAGAGAGAGAGUGUGUGUAAGUUGGAGAGAAAAAACCAAAGCUGCUCGAGGAUGCCCAGGGUAUUUGAUGGAAGGCUGCAGCUCUGAGCAGCGGUGCCGUGUUGUGUGCCUGUGUGUCCUGGCCCGGAGCCAGCGGUGCGUUUAUUUUAAGCUCCUACAAGCAGCUCACUGACACCGUAUUUGCCCCUGUUCCCCUCUCCCCUGGUGCCCAUUGGCUUGGCACGGAGGGUACAGGGGGUCCUGCCUUUGUCCCCAUUCUCUUCUCACAUGUACUCAUGACCUUAAACUUUCCAACCACGGUACGUCCAUAAAGACAGUAUUACGCUUAAAUGAAGUAUUCUUUUUUGUAAUCAUUUUUUAGACGGUAAAGAAAUUUAAUAAAGCUACUUUAUGAUAAUGCCAA